GAAACGCACUGUCCCCCAUCCCCCUUUCUCUCUCCCGCUCUAUCUCCUCUCUUCUUCCUAUCUCCCUCUAUCUGCUCUCUCUCUCACACACAUUCCCCCUCUCUCACUGCAAUCCCUUCGGGUUAAAUCAUUUCACAAUGGCUCGCUUGAAGCCGGAGGACCCCCUGUCGGGCUGUGAGUGUGUGUCUGUCUGUCAGUAAGUGCUGGUCAGCCUGCAUUUCGCAGCCAAGUGCUGGAAGAGCCGCCUCUUCUCCUGCCACCCCAAUCACACCACCAGAUGCAUUUUUUAUGGCUUUCCGCGAUGUUUGGGCCCUGGAGACUGCUGUCUGAGUGAGUAUUGGGAUUUAGCCUUCUAAUGUGGAUCAGGGCUAGGGUUCCAUUGCAGUUCCAAUGUAGUUUUUUUUUAUAUAUAUUUUCUCCCUGUCUGCUCCCUAGUCGGUCCCCGUUCCAUUGGUAUGAUCCAGGCAACAUACUGUAAUUUUGUUGGAGUCUGCUCAGAAAGGCUAAGGUCUGGAUCCACUGUUUCAUGUCGGUUGCAGUGCAGACAUCUAGGGUUUGGAAGGGGUUACUUCUAAGAUGUAAUAGUCAAUUCAAUGGCUUAUGUGGAAAUCUGGCAAAUGAGGGGUUAACCUGCCUUUACGGAAAAGGGUUAUGAACCCUAUACCUCGCAUUUCUGGUAAGCAAUCGUAAUUAAAUUAAAGUUGCAACACAUUUGGAAUUGGAAACGGAUGAUUAACCGGACAAGCAGAGCCAUAGAUAUUUUUUUUUUUCUUUGCCACAUACUCUUGGCAGGAAUGGUUUGGAGAAUGAAUAGAUUUAAGAAGCAUUUGGAAAGGUAUGAAUACUGUUAUUAACUUCCUACCAGUCACAUAUUUCAGUGGGCUCUAGGCUUCUGUUUCACCUUGUGAAGAUGCCAUGAUAUUUUUUUGCUGCCGAUGAUGCUUUGAUUUGGAUUACCAUUAGGGUUUUUAUUGCAAUUACAGCUUGUUGCCGUGUAGAAUAUAGGAAUAAAUUUUUUGUAGGGUAGCAAAACAAAAAGUCGAUGUUUCGUGCAUGAGGACUACAUGGAUGCUGGCAGGAGCCUACCAUCAGCCCAGUCAUGCUUUCUCCAUGGAUAAUGUUCUCUAUACAGGUUUACUUAUAAGACGUAUUUAUAGAGUGGGCCAUACAUCGAUUAUGCGGAUAGUUGAGCUUUUUUUUUAUUAUUAUUCGACAUGGUUGUGGGUGGGCUUUGUCAGCAUCUCAGCAUCUCAGUGCAAUUGUGUUUUUCUUACCUUGGGUACCAUCCAUCCUUCUCUGUAAUAGACAGUGAUGUGAGGGGUACGAACAAUGGAGGAAAUAGAAAUGAUGUAUUUGAUUUCCUGCACUAAGCCACUUCUACAUCACCUAUAAAGCAAAUUAUACAUGGCUAAACAUGAUGCUCUGUGAAUGCGUGUGUAUGUGUUAUUGUAUCUCCGUUAAGCGGCAGCAUACAGCAUGCAAUCAUUAACUAUUAAGCGUGCGUCUCCAUUGGCUUUUAACAUCGUUAUGGCUAGCCUUCAACUGAGACAGAUUACCAUUAGACCCUAUAAAAUAAUACCACGAGAUUCCAUUCUAUUCUAUAUGGAUACAAUCGUGUAACAGAAUCCAUUCUCUUCCAAAUAGGCAGUGAAAGCAUACAUGGACGAGCCUUGUAUUUGAGCAGCGCAGUGUAAGCUCCCCCACAAAGUGCCAUUUUGCUUAUGAAUCCGAUUAGCAUUGUAAAACCAACAUAGUUUGGAUGACGAUUAUUUCCGUCUCCCAGGCUGAUUGUUUCAUCUUUGUGUAAUCAUUACAUUGCCACUCGGAUUACCGUUCGAAGAAAAAAAAAGCUUUGCUAUGAUGUAUUGAUGAAAUCAAUUUCCAGUUCUGAUUAACCCCUUCCUUUUUGGGUGCGAGAGAUUGCAACGCAUUGCGGUAGAAAAGAGUUGAUAGGCUGUGAACUUCAAGUGGAUUCAUUGUAACAAGCAUGUAUCCCUGUGUUUAUAAAUAGAACGUUGAGAUGUUUCAGUGCGCUGUUCAGUGGAGCGGUGCUGAAAGGGAGAUGGCUAUACGGGAUAGGUAAAGUGGGGAAACAUCUCAAGAAGCACAAGUGACAGCCAUUUUAUGUAUACUUAUGGAUGAUCAUGAAAAAUCAUAAUCGUGUACCUUUGCCAUUGAAAAACUGCCUUAAAAAAAGGAUGAAAAUAAGCUAUUUUGGCAAGCAUUUGCCUUCUUUUAUGUUGCCGAUGGAUGUAAUGAAGACAUUGAGAGACACAUUUAUCUAAAUUAGACUGUAUUAUUUAUAUAUCAGUUUAGAUGCCUGUGUUUGUCAGACACCUAGCUUGCAAAGCAUGCAGCAUCUAUCUGUGUAUGCAACUUGGUUAUGUGUAUCUGCAAACAUUACGUUUAAAAUGUUUUUGUAUUUUCCCCCUAGGAGGUAAUAUGUACUAUUGCUGCUCCUCAGUCACGUCUGACCAGGACUUAAACAAGAAAAUGCAGAUGUGGAUUUUACAGACGAUUGCAUUUGCUUUAACAUCCCUCGUUCUUUCUUGGGCAGAAACAGUAGAAUAUUAUGGAGAGGUUUGUGAAAAUUCGUGUCCUUGUGAGGAGCGUGAUGGCAUAUUAACUGUAAAUUGUGAGAACAGAGGAAUCAUCAGCCUUUCUGAAAUUACCCCUCCACGCUUUUCAAUAUAUCAUCUUUUGCUCUAUGGGAAUCUCUUAAAUCGUCUUUAUCUAAACGAGUUUGUCAAUUACACAGGAGCUUCUAUAUUGCAUCUCGGUAGUAACGACAUACACGAUAUUGAAAUUGGGGCUUUUAAUGGACUCCAGGGUCUAAAGAGGCUGCACUUGAACAACAACAAGCUGGAACUUAUAAAAAACGACACGUUCCAUGGCUUAGAAAGCUUGGAGUAUUUGCAAGUAGAUUAUAAUUAUAUCAUCGCUAUAGAACCCUAUGCUUUUAUUAGGCUGCAUUCACUGCAAGUGUUGAUACUGAACGACAACCUUUUGUCCUCUUUGCCUAAUAAUCUUUUUCGUUUUGUCCCCUUGACUCACCUAGACUUGAGAGGGAACAGACUUAAAGUCCUUCCCUUCCUGGGUCUGUUGGAGCACAUGGAUAAAGUGGUGGAACUGCAACUAGAGGAGAACCCCUGGAACUGCUCCUGUGAAUUGAUUGCCCUUAAAGAUUGGCUCUACAGCAUCUCCUAUUCUGCUUUAGUGGGUGACGUGGUCUGUGAAACUCCUUUUCGACUUUAUGGGAGAGACCUGGACGAGAUCUCCAAACAGGAAUUAUGUCCAAGGAAAUUGAUAUCUGUAUAUGAGAUGAGACCUCAAAUUCCUCGGAGUACCAAUGAGUACUUCCAUACUACUCCAGCCUCAGUGAAUUCCGGUGCCACUCCCUCAUCUCAUGUUUACAAACCCCCCACGAAACCCAAAAGCACACGGCAGCCUAAUAGAUAUAGAGUAAGGACCACAUCACACCACCCUCCCAAAGAUACUGGAUAUAGCAUAAGCAUAGCUUAUCAGACCAAAUCCCCAGUGCCUUUGGAGUGUCCUACUAACUGCACUUGCAAUUUACAAAUCUCCAAUCUGGGACUUAAUGUGAACUGCCAAGAGAGAAAGAUCAACAGCAUCUCUGACUUGCACCCCAAACCUUACAACCCCAAAAAGAUGUACUUGACAGGAAACUACAUCAGUUUGGUUCGCAGGACUGAUUUCACUGAGUCUACAGGAUUGGAUCUUCUUCAUCUUGGGAACAAUAGGAUAUCAGUUAUUCAAGAUAGAGCCUUUGGGGAUUUAACUAAUUUACGUAGACUGUACUUAAAUGGCAAUUCUAUUGAAAAACUGACACCAGAGUUGUUUUAUGGGCUUCAGAGCCUUCAGUAUCUGUUCUUACAAUAUAACAUUAUUAAGGAAAUCGAACCAGGGACAUUUGAUGCUGUCCCCAACCUUCAUCUUUUGUUUCUGAAUAACAACCUUUUAAAAUCUCUGCCAGGAAACAUUUUCUCCGGAUUGAGUCUUUCACGGCUGAAUCUCCGAAGCAACCAUUUCUCACAUUUGACAGUGAGCGGUGUAUUAGACCAACUCAAAUCUCUGGUACAGAUCGAUUUGCAUGAAAACCCUUGGGAUUGCUCCUGUGAUGUUGUAGGCAUGAAAUUGUGGUUGGAGCAGCUAAGUGUUGGGGUGCUGGUUGAUGAUGUCAUCUGCAAAUCCCCCAAGAAAUUUGCACUAAAAGAAAUGAGAUCCAUCAAAUCUGAUCUUCUCUGCCCUGAUUAUUCUGAUAUCAAUGUCCCUACUCCAACCCCAUCCGACGUGCAACCCCUGGAGAGCACCACCACUUUGGUCCACCCCAUUAAGUUCAACAAUGUAUCCAGCACUGUGCCCUUGUCUGUGCUGAUUCUGAGCCUGCUCUUGGUUUUCAUCAUGUCGGUGUUUGUGGCUGCAGGCCUGUUUGUCCUUGUGAUGAAAAGAAGAAAGAAGAAUCAAAACGACCCAGCCAGCACCAACAACUCAGACGUGAGUUCCUUUAACAUGCAAUAUAGUGUCUAUAGCAACAGACCCCUACCCAAAGUAAAGACCCCAGCAGGGCACGUUUAUGAGUAUAUCCCCCACCCUCUAGGUCACAUGUGCAAGAACCCCAUCUAUAGAUCGAGGGAGGGGAACUCAGUGGAUGAUUAUAAAGAUCUCCAUGAACUUAAGGUCACCUACAGAAACCACCUAGAAGAAGAGAGGGACAAUAAUAUCAGGAGUCCUAGCUACAGUGUCAGCACCAUCGAACCUAGAGUGGAGCUUUCUCCUGUACAAGAUACUGAUCGAGUUUACCGAGGGAUUUUGGAGCCGGAUAAAGGACCAUCGCCGGGGAAUAAUAUCGAUUAUAAGUACAGCAACCCUGCUGCGUACACCUUUGCACCCAAGUAUGAAGCAAAGCGUCAGUUCUUGCAUCCGGACAGGUUAAGGGAAGCGGUGCUUUACAGCACCCCUAGUACUGUCUAUGUGGAACCUAACAGAAACGAGUAUCUGGAAUUAAAAGCAAAACUAAACGUUGAGCCGGAUUACCUCGAAGUGCUGGAAAAACAGACAACUUUUAGCCAGUUUUAGACUCCUAUCUACAGUGCUAUCUGUGAAAUAAAGGACUAUACGACGUUUUUGUUGCUUCAACCUUCGGAUGAAGUGCCUUGGCACAAGAUUUUCAGCUGCAGAAAAUUAUACUGAAAGGGUGUGCAAUUUUUUUUCUAAAACAAUAUCUAUUGUAUAAACUGGGCACAACAUUUACUGUUUGCAAGCGUUCUCCAGUGGUCUAUUUCUGCAGCCUGAGAAUUAUUGAGUUGGAAUCACUCCGGGUGCUAGGAGGUAUAUAUGAAAAAUAAACCACAUAUGCUAUAUAACCCUUCAGAUAAGGGUGGGUCUAAAUGACUUUUAUGGUGUUUUAGAACCCCCUCCCCUAAGUUUAAUAUAAAAGUAAAUUUUUACAGGAUGUAUUUGUAUGCUUUCUGGACUUUUGAAGUAAAAAUCUAAAUGAUGUACUCUACUACCAUCUUUAUGCAUCACCAUAGAUGGUAUAAACAAAAUACUUAAGUUCAAAGACAUAGAAUCCAUAACUUGGUUAGUCAAAAUAACUUAUUGUUGAAAUAUGAAAUAUUUUAAUGUAGCACCUAUUUUUAUAUGCACAUUAGCAUUUAUUUUUUUCUUCUUCACUAUUCCAGUCUUUGAUUUGCUCAAAUGUGUUGCACUACAUAAAAAAAAGGAAAUGUCUAGAGCAUAUAUAGGCUGAUCAUGUAAGAUAAAAAUAACAAAGAUGACCAAAAUAUAUAGAACAAAUCAAAUGGUCAUUGGUCAGAAUAAAU
This is a messenger RNA of Pelobates cultripes (western spadefoot toad), 5843 nucleotides long. The record is from the annotation of a GenBank genome assembly. NCBI's taxonomy places the organism in Eukaryota, Metazoa, Chordata, Amphibia, Anura, Pelobatidae.